AUGAAGUGCUUUCUACCUUGUUUUGGUGCUUCCAAACGCCGAAAGCACUUGCGUUAUGCCAAUGCAACUCUCACAAGAGGAAGAGGCCAAACCCAUGUCGCAGAAGGAGCUCUUGAACUACAGCAAAAGACUGCUGUUGAAGAACUCAUUGAUUGCAUAGCAGAAUCAAAAAUAAAAAAUGAAGAGCAAUCAAAUAAAAGUGCUGAAGUGAUAUCUACCAAAGAGCUAAUAAAAAACUUUGAGGGAAUCAAGGAGGAGGAGGAAGAAGAAACACUUGAGAUAAUAUAUGAGAAGAAAGAUAACCAUGGCAAAGAUGAUGAGAAUUCAGAGUCACUGUUUUCUCUGUGCAUUGAUUCUGGAAAACAAGUUUCGGUUGCCCAGAAAGACGACGAGAUUGAAGUUAACAGUUCAAUGCAACUCGAUGGUGCCCUCUGCACCAGAAAAGAGGUAUCUGAAGCAUUUGGGUUAACCACAAGUGUUCCACAUGUUUCAUCAGUUCUGAAUCCACUUGAAAAUCUUUCAGAGAAGGAGGACACCAAGCCUCUUGAAGAGCAAACAAGUUGCAUUGCCAUAAGGAAGGUGAAUCCCAAUGAAGAAGAUUCUUCUGCUAAGGAACCAAUCAAGAAGAUGAUGGAUGAAAACGAAGAAGCAAGACCGUCGAAUCACUCCUCUGUCCCUGAGUAUAGAUAUCGAGAUUGCACUGAUGAGGGGUACGAUGGUAUUAAUCUAGAUGACAGUGAUUUCGAUGUUACAUUUGAAGAAGGUGAUGAUCCUUCUCCUCACAAUAAGAAGAUAAUGGAAGGGGAAGAAGGCGCUGAUGAUUACCAAAAAUGGGUUCAAGAAGAGUCUUCAGAAUCAUUGUUUUCUCUAUCCAGUUAUUCUAGAAAACGAAUUUCAUCAGCUGAAAAAGAAAAAGAAGAGAACGAAGUUAAUAGUUUAAUGUCAGCCCAUGUUACAGAACAAGAAGAAACUCAAGGAAGGAUUCCAGAUGUUUCAUCAGUGCUGAAUCCAAUUGAGAAUCAUACUCAAGGGAGGGUGGUCAAAGCAACAGUGCAGCAGCCACUGAAAAAAGAGAAAGAAAACAUCAACUUGAUGGUUCUGGAUGAUGAUGAUAUACUCAUUUGUCCAGAGCCUAGUUUGAAGCUGUCAAACCGCAAGGGAAGGCACAAGUUCAAUAACAAAAAGGAAGAAACCGUGGUAGACACCAGCCUCUCGAGCUGGUUGGUUGAACCAGAAAACACACCCAUUUCCAUGAAUAGUAGCAGUACCAAUUCUGUGGGAGAACAUCAACAUACACCGAAAGGAGGAAGAGGUUCACCGUUUAGUCAUGAGGAUAGGCCAAUUCUAGGAGCAUUGACAAUUGAAGAGAUCAGGAAGUAUUCAAUGUCUACAUCUUCAAGAAGGUCUAAAAGCCGAAGUCCGGAUGAGACACCCAUCAUAGGUACUGUUGGGAGCUAUUGGAGUCAUACAGGGUGGAGCAUGAACUCGGAAAUGGGUGCCAAAAAAAGUGGAAAGGAUGCGAAACUAAAAUGGAGUUCUCCCAAAUUAAAAACCAGACUAGAACCUGCGUUCGAAGCUAGUGCUGCUGAAGUCUGA
Molecule: messenger RNA, 1596 nt
Organism: Gastrolobium bilobum
Lineage: Eukaryota; Viridiplantae; Streptophyta; Magnoliopsida; Fabales; Fabaceae
Exons: 4
Coding region: 1-1596 (531 amino acids)
Biological process (GO): male meiosis II
Source: RefSeq, a predicted model, not a curated record